GAUUUUUUUAUUUGAAGUCAAGCCCUAAUUUUGACAGCGCCUGCGCGACGACUGUGGCGCCGCUGUGGUCAAAUCAAAAAUUCUUCAGUUUUGUAAAGAUUUUUGUAGUGGUGGCUGUGUAGUUUGCGAACCGGUAUUCUUAUUAGGAAAUGAAUUAUUUUUCUCAAUACACACAGGAUUAUUGGACGUUUUAUGACAUAAUUUGUUUGUGAUAUUGUUUUAUGUGUUCAUUUUCCGUAGAAUAGAUAGUGUUUCGCGGGUGCAAGUGUAUUUCUUUUGCGUAGUUUGAGUUCAUUUUGUGGUUGUGCAAGGAUUUUGUUCUCGACUUCAGCUCGCGGCGGUCUCCGUUGCAGGAUAUUUGAGAGCGCGGCGUGACACGCGGAUUUCCUGCUAUUGUUACGAUGUCCUCAGUGAGGGCGUGACUCACUGGCCGCCAUGUCGUCGUAGCCGAAAACUUCUUGCUUCUUCUGGUGUGACACAGCCACCAUGGGCGGCUCGGGCGUCUCCGACGAGUACACCCCCCCGCGGCUCUCGCGGCUGCUGCACGCGCUCCCCCAUAUCAACGUCACGCUACACCGCGUCAACGACACGUUUGCGCCCGACUCGCCCGUCUACCUCGAGAGCCUGGGCAUCCUCGGCUCAAUACCCGGAGCAUGGCUGAUCCUGACCCUGACGGUGCUGCUCAUCUACCUGCUGACGAGAUGCUGCGACAGGAAGCAGCGCCCGCCCAGGAGCAUCACCGCCCUGAAGAUAACCCUCAUGAUCUUAUCAGUGCUGUGCUGCGGCGCGAUAGGCGUGGGCCUCUUCGGCAACGACGACCUGCACAACGCCAUGCUACAGAGCAUCCAGGCUGGUAACCAGCUCGCGGCGCUGGUCAAUACGGUGAAGAACCAGUCAAGCAUCCUGGAAGAAGCGAUGGGGUCCCGCGCCCGCGCGCCGCUCGCGCGCCUCGCGGACGCGCUGGACGCGCCCGUCUCCAACCAAACUGCGCUGGGAACGUUGCUGCGGGCGCUGUCCACUCUGAGGAACAAUGCCUCCGCUGCGGCGUCCGCGGCCGAUAAUCUCAGGAGGCCGUUGGCGCAGCUCAAUUUGGAUGCUUUUAUGAAGCGCGCGUGGGUGUGGGAGGCGGCGCGCUGGGCGGGCGGCAUGGCGGGCUGGUGCUGCGGCGGCGCGGUGUGCGUGGCGCUGCUGGCGGCCGCCGCGCGCCGCUCCAGGCGCGCCCUGCUGCUGCUUUGUGUGGGAGCCCUGGGCGCGCUGGUGGCGUGCUGGCUGGCGGGCGCGCUGCUGACGGCGGGCGCGGCGGCGGCGGCCGACGCCUGCCAGGACCCCGCCGCCGCGCUCGCCAACUACGCCCCGCACAGGCUGCCGCUCGACAUGGUGCACUACUACUUAUCGUGCAAGGUGUCCCGCGAGAACAUCCUAACAGCCGAGCUGCGUAACGCCCAACGUGCGGUGGUCGCCGUCCGUCAGGCCCUGGCUAUACUGUCGCGCGGCGCGCCACAACUGUUCAACGACCCUGCGCUGCAGCCAGCACUGGGAGCGCUCGGCGCUGGCACGGGCGAGGCGGAACGCGCUCUAGUAUCGCUGAGCGGCGCGCUGGAGUGCCGCAUGGCGCGCGCCUACUUCGUGGCCGGCGCCAGGGCCGCCUGCGACGCGGGAUUACAGGCGUUAUCGCUGCAGCUGCUGGCAGCCAUCGCGGCCGGCUUCCUCUUCACGGCCAUCGUUCUCGUCGACUCGCAUGCCUGGAUCUACAUUAACACCAAACGCGCCGGAACUGGCGAGGAGCAAGCACCAUUCCUCUCGAGCGGCGGCAGCAGCGCCUGCAGCCGCACCCUGCCCCGCCCCGCGCCCUUCCCUAACGGCAAACCGCCGAGCUACAGCGCCGCAGUACAACUGUGUGAUUUGGACCAGCGACCCAGCAGAUCGCGCAUGUCGGGCAGCGCGACGCUCGGGCGCGGCGCCAGCAGCUCGAUGGGCGUGGACUCGCUGGGCGGGUCGCACACUCUCGGCCGCGCGCCGCACAACGGCAAAUACGCCACCCUCAGCAAGCAGUGCAAGACGCUGGAGAGUAACGACUUCUACUGAGAUAGGCCCGGCGGCGCGCUCAACACCGAACUUAACAAGGGUCAGGCCAGCCGCACCGCCCUGAACCGCUUUGACCCUAAGUACGCCUCGUUCGGGCCGCGCGCGCCGCGCCUGCGCCCCGCCGCGCCCGCGCCGCCGCUCGCCACCUUCACCCCGCACCCGCCCCACCCCUCCCUCCCCGCACACGCCCACCCCCAGCACGCGCAGCACCACAACCCGCACCCGCCCCGCCCGCAGCUGCCCCGCGACCUCCCGAGGGAGCCGAGAGAGCAAAGGGAGCAACGCGAGCAAAGGGAGCCAAGGGAGCAAAGGGAGCAGAGAGAGCAAAGAGAGCCGAGAGAGCUGCCGCGGGAGCCGAGGGAGCAGGACAAAUAUGCUACGGUGCGGCCGCCGAGGCGGACGGAACCGCAGCCGCUGUCGGCCGCCGCGCUCGAGUAUAGAUCGCUCCAGCGGCCGCGGCGACAGCAGCCGGCGCCCAACACGGGCACCACGCACCGCCGCCGGCCCGACCGCCCGCAGCCGCAGCACGACCACCGCGAUCUCUACGCCGUCACCGAGCUCUAAACUCUAUCCCUUAACUGUAAGGCGCAAAUUCGAAUGCGGCGCAAACGGCGCUUACGACCUUCUUAUGAAGCGACUUAUUGAACUCUAAGCUUUAUCCUCAACCCGCAAGGUGCAAAAUACGACGCAGCGCAAACGGUGCCGCCGCCUGUAUGCUAUCAUUGAACUUUAAACCCUAUCCUUUCCCUUGUAAGGUGCGAUCUCCGACGCGACACGAACGACGCAUACCACCUUCUCAUAGUGCAGUGAUUCGGAUUUCGAUUUUUAAAUUUCGAACGCCUCCGUACGGGAGGCGUUGAAAGUGCUAAGAGUGAAAACGGUUGGUACUAAAUUAUUAAAAGACUUUCAAACGACCCCGUGUUUUUAGAGUAAAUACGGUAGUCGAAGCGAUACUUAAUGAAUUUUCGAAAUAAAUGUGACAUUUUUUAUCUAACUGUUCGUAAACGGUCAGUAUUCUUUUCGUCACGUUUGUGGCGUCCGAAAGUUUUUAGCUAAAUUUUAAAAACGUUUAGUAGAGUGAUUAAUUAAUUAUAAAGGAUAUCUUACUAGAACCAUAGUGAAGCGGUUUUUCUUGCCAUAAGCAUGCAAUAAUUGUAAUUUGUGUUGUUGGAAAUGGAGACUAUUAAAAGUAAGAAUGCUCAAAUCUCAAGGAAUAAUAAAUGUACUUGGUCUAAUGUGUGUUUUUGAACGGCGUUAAUUUAUUCAAACGUUAGUUAAGACAUUUUUUUAAUAGCACAAAUAUUUAACAAAAUUUUGAUGCGGUUUUUACCACUUUGGAAAAGGCCUAUUGUUUUUACUGGUUUUUCAUAGCUUAGAAUGAUUUUUGGUAAAAAUGUGACCUUACUUUUUCGCGUAUCAUUUGAUCAUGUCCACAUGAAGGCUGUGCCAGUAAAUUUUAACGACCAAUAACAUAAUUUUUUGAAAACUUUCUUAUUAAAAAAAGUGAAAAUACAAAAAUUUCUCAAGAGACCUCUCUUGUCUGACUGUGUGUUUUUGAAUCGGUUUUCGCUCAAUAGACGUAAGUAAAACUGGUUAAGACAAUGGAUUUUGAAACUUAUCUGUUGGUAUUUAGACGCUUUUUAGCGAAAGUGCUAGAAAGAUGCCAAAUAGUAGGGAGUUACACUUGGCAACUCAUAGUGGCUGAAAACGGAAACUU
Messenger RNA from Cydia splendana, 3802 nucleotides. RefSeq names its product protein tweety. The transcript is spliced from 16 exons. The record is from RefSeq and is a predicted model, not a curated record. Gene Ontology annotation, molecular function: intracellularly calcium-gated chloride channel activity; volume-sensitive chloride channel activity. Lineage: Eukaryota; Metazoa; Arthropoda; Insecta; Lepidoptera; Tortricidae. The coding region runs from base 487 to 2085 and encodes 532 amino acids. Gene Ontology annotation, cellular component: plasma membrane.